Pestalotiopsis fici W106-1 is the source of this 1551-nucleotide messenger RNA. RefSeq lists its product as uncharacterized. NCBI's taxonomy places the organism in Eukaryota, Fungi, Ascomycota, Sordariomycetes, Amphisphaeriales, Sporocadaceae. The coding region runs from base 1 to 1551 and encodes 516 amino acids. Gene Ontology annotation, molecular function: oxidoreductase activity, acting on paired donors, with incorporation or reduction of molecular oxygen; heme binding; iron ion binding. The record is from RefSeq and is a predicted model, not a curated record. The transcript has 5 exons.
AUGGAAAAUUUGUCCAACGUUAGAGCAUUAUCUACAUUGAUAGCAUGGCUGGCAAUAGCGACAAUUAUCUUGCUCAACCUAGUUCAAAAGUUCACGAGGAGUGCUAAACUUGAGUCAAGUACUAUCCCAUUGCUCAAUCGACCGAACUGGUACGAUAUCGGUGGCAUACGAGCGAGACUCGCCUUUGUGCUGAAUGCUCGUGAGCUCUUGUUGCGAGGUGCAGAGAGCGGACGGCCCUUCCGGCUGUUGACCGACAUGGGCGAACUGAUUGUGCUUCCUGCCGAGUACGGUAAAGAAAUUCGAAAUGACACCAGGCUCAGCUUUGGUGAGGUUAUAGAACAGAAUUUCCAUGCGCAACUGCCAGGUUUCGAGGGAUUUCGACAGGGAACUGCAGAUGCUCGCCUGACCCGUGAUAUCGCAAACAAGCAGCUUACCCAUUCCCUCGCGAGCGUAACGCAAGCGCUGUCAGAAGAGGCCGAGACUGCAUUACAAGCACUUUUCCCUGAUUCAAAAGAGUGGAGCGAUGUCCUGCUUCGCGAAAAAGUUCUGCAGUUGGUUGCACGGCUCUCCUCGCGCGUAUUCCUAGGCGAUGAAGGCGCACGCAGUCAAUCUUGGCUUCAAAUCACGACCGAGUACACCAAAACUGCCUACAUAGCAGCUUACAUACUGCGACUUUGGCCGCCUGUUCUCCGUCCCCUUGUGCAUUGGGUUCUCCCGCCAUGUCGGAAGCUGCGCGGACAAGUCGCCCAAGCGCGACGCAUUAUUGUCAAAAUCAUUGAGCAACGGCGCAAGAUUGGUGAGAUUAGCAAGGCCGCGAGGGAACCCAUCGCACAGUACAACGAUACCAUUGCAUGGUUUGAGCAGGACUCCCUAGAAAAGGACAGCCAGUAUGAUCCCGUGGUGGCCCAGCUCAUCUUUGCACAAGCGGCAAUCGAGACCACGGCGGAUCUUCUGACUCAGGUCAUACUGGACAUUGCAAAGAACCCUGACCUAUUUGAGCAGCUGCGUUCCGAGGUCAAUCGCGAAAUCGACAAAGGCGGAUGGACCAAGUCCUCUCUUCACAACAUGAAAUUGUUGGAUAGCGUGCUCAAGGAGAGCCAGCGUCUAAAACCACUUGCAAUGACGUCGAUGCACCGCCUCGUCCUGGAAGACGUUGUAUUAUCAGAUGGCCUUGUUCUUCCCAAAGGUGGCGUAAUUGCUGUCUCUGGGGACAGGAUGUGGAGCACUGCAGUUUAUGAAGACCCGGAUUGUUUCCAAGGCGACCGCUUCUACAAAACCCGCAUGGAAGGGGGCACUUUGGGUAACCAGGCGUACUUUGUGAGCACAGGUAUAGACCAUCUCGCGUUUGGGUACGGCAAACACGCGUGCGCAGGGCGUUUCUUUGUGGCGCAUGAAGUCAAGAUUGCAAUGAGCCACAUGUUGCUCAAUUAUGACUGGAGGAUAGCUUCGCAUUCUUCUUCCGAUGCCAAUCCUGUCCAGUUUGGAUUGACAAUGAUGGCCAACUCCAAAGCCCAGAUCUCCAUCAGAUCGCGUGCACACAAAGGCGGCUGA